Messenger RNA from Pocillopora verrucosa, 594 nucleotides. RefSeq names its product INO80 complex subunit C. Gene Ontology annotation, biological process: chromatin remodeling. The record is from RefSeq and is a predicted model, not a curated record. Lineage: Eukaryota; Metazoa; Cnidaria; Anthozoa; Scleractinia; Pocilloporidae. Gene Ontology annotation, cellular component: Ino80 complex.
CAUGCUAUCCAAGAUGGCGUCAAGUAGGCCUUCGAGCAGAAGUAAAAAACCAAAGCGUCCAUCGAGCCCUGCCGUGGCUGCCGCUCCUCCAAGCAAGCGAAAAAGACCUUUAACUCCCUGUGUAGCUGACGAGUUCGAUUCAACAUCAAGUAGUCCUUCAUCAUAUAGUGCUGUCAGCGAGGCCAGUACCCAGCCAAACGGCCACUUUGUGUUCAAAGAUUCUAAUUUCGAACACUCUGGUGUCAAUGCAGGCAAGAAAAGGAUAUGGAAAAAUUUAAAACAAAUAAUGACGUUAGAAAGGGGACUGCCAUGGAAACAAGAUGAUCCAACAUACAGCAGCAUAGAUGCCCCACCUUCAUUCAAACCAGCCAAAAAAUAUGCUGACCUCUCUGGCUUACCAGCUAAAUACAAAGACCCGAGAACUGGAAUACAAUACAACAACUCCAUGGAAUUUGGUUCAAUUCGUAGUUUGCCUAUGGAUAUUGUCAGCGGGUAUCUGACCUUGCGGAAAGCGGCACCUACAUGAAUUAAGUUAAUUUUAUAUGGAAUUUUGGAUGUUAAUUUAUCAUGUAAAUAGUUGAAAUAAAAAAAGAA